GUGUAGGGAGAGUGUAGUGGCCGUCAGCGGGAGGUUGGCGCCAAAAGGUUGAGUGUGAGGAGGGUGGCGCCGAGGCCGCCAGCAGUUAUGUUCCUCUCUGACGCCCGCACACAAUUCUACGACCUUAUCAAAGGCAAGCGUAUCUUGCUGCUGGUACACUUCGACAUUGACGGCAUUUGUGCUAGUAAAAUUCUUCAGUCGCUGUUUCGCUCUGAUCUCAUAUUGUACACAGUUGUUCCUGUGCAAACUCGAACUGAUCUCAUUAAUGCCGUUCAGCAACAUUCAGAACAGGUGAAACACAUAGUGCUAAUAAACUGUGGAGGUUGUGUUGAUCUUGUUGACCUUCUGCAUCCUCCUGAAGACCUAAUUUUCUUUGUUGCUGAUAACCACAGGCCUCUUGAUAUUUGCAAUAUUUAUAAUGCAGAACAGAUUCGAAUCCUGACCAAACUUGGUGAUGAGGAAGUCCCUGCUUUUGCUGAUGUAUUUCGUGAGGAUGAAAGUGAUGAUGAUGAAAGUGAUGAGGAAGGGGAGAAGAGAGGACGGUUUGAUGAGGAGGCCUUGGAAAAACGCAGAGCUAGGCGACACUGGGAGCAGCAGCGGCAUAAAAUUAUUUUUGACUACACGCAAUUUUCCUAUUAUGGAAGCUCUACUGCAACACUAAUGUUUGACCUGGCAUGGAAGCUCUCUAAAGAUUCUAAUGAAUUAUUAUGGUGGGCAAUUGUAGGUGAAACAGAACUGUUAAUGUCAGAACGAACAGAACAAGACAAAUAUUUGCUGGUAACGGCCACCCUUCAAAAUCAUGUAUCUCGUCUAAACCACAAAGCCCAAGAUGAACAACCACUAGAUUGCCUCAGAAUCACAUUUGAAAAAGAAUUGCAGCUUGCACUAUACCGUCAUUGGAGUUUGGUAGAGAGUAUGCGGCACUCACUCUAUCCUGCUACCACUCUCAGACUUUGGACCCUCAAAGGAGAAAAGAAACUACACGAGUUGUUAGCAGAAAUGGGACUUCCUUUGGCACAGUGCAAGCAGAAGUAUUGCGGCAUGGAUGUCUCCCUUCGCAAUGAGCUUCAGUCUCUACUUGAAUCUAAAGCAGAAAAAUAUGGACUGAACAACCUGCUGUUUGCCUCCUUCUCCUUAUCUCAUGGCUUUAGAAGUAAAUUCAGUGCUCUGGAUUAUGUGUAUGCCACAUCAGCUCUCUUAGAAACUGCAGAGAAGGAAAAAACCGCUACAGAUGCAUUUUUGGAUGUUGCAGAUAGCCUUAUCAUAUCUAAGCUUGUGGUUCUGGAGAAGGGUAUAGAGAGCAGUAAACAACAACUAGAGGCAAUUUAUAGACAAGUACAGACCUUCCUGGAUAUGAAUCAAGUAAUCUCUGCUGGUCCAUUCCUUUAUGCCACUGUUAUUGAGGGUACCCCAGACGCUAGAUUCUUUGCAGCGCCCCAAUGUCUGUCCCUUCUUGCACGCUUCACUUUAAAGGCACACGUUGCAAUCUCUCGCAGUAAGAAGUCACGCUCGCUACCUCUCAUCAUCACUACUCCAGAUGUUAGGUCAUCGGAGUCAAAUACAUGUCUUGUUUGUGGUAUUCCUCCAACUUCUGAAGAUUCUCCUAGAAAUUUCUUUGGAAAAGCUUUUGAGCAAGCAGCUGACAAGACAGGGUCAAAAGCAGAGUUAGAGUUCUUUGAUACAAACAUUAUCCGGCUGAGUGUAGAUGAUCGCAGCAAGUUUUUUGAUGCCCUUAUAUCAUUGUUGUGCUAGGUAUCAAAUGUUGAAGUGGCCUGUAAUGUCUCCUAUUGAAGUCAAAAGGUAUGAUGGUGAUUUAUUUAAGAAUUGAAAUAAAUCCAAAUUACUGAACUUUGUAAGUGAUCAACAAUUGGAUAACUUUUAGACAAUUAUUCACAUCCUAUUAUCUAAAUUGUGAUAAUUUUUUUAAGCUUUAUUUUAUUUGUGCCAAGUCGAUCUGGUAAUUUAUUGAUAAAUGUUAACUUGGCUCUCUUAUUGUAAAAAAAAUAUAUAUAUAUGUAUUCUAUAAUAAAAA
This is a messenger RNA of Procambarus clarkii (red swamp crayfish), 2032 nucleotides long. RefSeq names its product cell division cycle protein 45 (gene Cdc45). Gene Ontology annotation, biological process: DNA replication initiation; mitotic DNA replication preinitiation complex assembly; double-strand break repair via break-induced replication. Gene Ontology annotation, molecular function: DNA replication origin binding; single-stranded DNA binding; chromatin binding. NCBI's taxonomy places the organism in Eukaryota, Metazoa, Arthropoda, Malacostraca, Decapoda, Cambaridae. The record is from RefSeq and is a predicted model, not a curated record. Gene Ontology annotation, cellular component: DNA replication preinitiation complex.